Molecule: messenger RNA, 2219 nt
Organism: Gossypium raimondii (Peruvian cotton)
Lineage: Eukaryota; Viridiplantae; Streptophyta; Magnoliopsida; Malvales; Malvaceae
Product: DEAD-box ATP-dependent RNA helicase 51
Exons: 12
Coding region: 118-1986 (622 amino acids)
Biological process (GO): maturation of LSU-rRNA from tricistronic rRNA transcript (SSU-rRNA, 5.8S rRNA, LSU-rRNA)
Cellular component (GO): nucleolus
Molecular function (GO): nucleic acid binding; RNA helicase activity; ATP binding
Source: RefSeq, a predicted model, not a curated record
CUACAAACGCGAAUAGAUUAGGGUUUAAGGAUUAAAAUCGCAGCAAGCCAAAUAAACCCUUGAAGAAGCUAAACCUCCCGAAAAUUUUUGGUCAGUGUUAUAUUGGGUUCAUUGACAAUGGCGGUACUGGAAGAGAAAAACCCUAAAUCUCCCUCUUUUGAAGAUAGCAAGAAGAAAAGGAAGCGAAAGCGGAACAGAGUUAAGAAGUCGGAGCCCCAAAUCACUGAUAACAACACGGAUAGAGAAGAGGAUGAAGAGAACGAGGAAUUUGAACAAGAGAACCACGAGGAAGAUGAAACGGAAACGAGGGAAGUUGAAAUUGACGAGAAAAAGAAAAUGAAGAUGAAGAAGAAGAAGAAGAAAAAUAAGAAAGUGAAGGGUGAAGAUGAUGAGAAACAAGAAAAGGGAACUGAUGACGAAGAAGAAGAAAAACAAACUACUGAUGAUGAAGGGAAAAAGGAAGAGAUAAAGGAGAAAAUGAACAGUGGGGGAAGUGGGAUAAUGAGCACGGAGUCAUUUGAGUCCUUAGGAUUGUCUGAGCCAACUUUUAAAGCUAUUAAAGAGAUGGGUUUUCAGUAUAUGACUCAGAUUCAAGCAAGAGCUAUUCCACCACUUAUGAUUGGCAAAGAUGUUCUUGGGGCUGCAAGAACGGGUUCUGGGAAAACCCUUGCUUUCUUGGUACCUGCUGUUGAGUUGCUAUAUAAUGUUCGAUUCACUUCUCGUAAUGGAACAGGUGUUAUCGUUAUCUGUCCCACAAGAGAGCUUGCCAUUCAGACUCAUGCGGUAGCAAAGGAUCUUCUUAAAUACCACUCUCAGACCCUUGGAUUGGUUAUUGGUGGUUCAGCUAGAAGAGGAGAAGCAGAGCGGAUUGUGAAGGGCGUAAAUUUGUUAGUGGCUACACCUGGUCGGCUUCUUGACCAUCUUCAAAAUACCAAGGGAUUCAUUUACAAAAAUUUGAAGUGUCUCAUGAUUGAUGAAGCUGACCGGAUAUUGGAAGCGAAUUUUGAGGAAGAAAUGAAACAAAUUAUCAAGUAUCUUCCUAAGGAAAAUAGGCAAACUGCUCUAUUUUCGGCUACCCAGACUAAGAAGGUUGAGGACCUUGCUCGGUUGUCAUUUCAGACAACUCCUAUUUAUAUUGAUGUAGAUGAUGGGCGAAAGAAGGUCACCAAUGAAGGGCUGCAGCAAGGCUAUUGUGUUGUGCAUAGUUCGAAGAGAUUUAUCCUUUUGUAUUCAUUUUUGAAGAGGAACCUUUCGAAGAAAGUGAUGGUCUUUUUCUCUUCAUGCAACUCAGUCAAGUUUCAUGCCGAGCUUCUUAGAUAUAUUCAUGUGGAUUGCCUUGAUAUCCAUGGAAAGCAGAAGCAGCAAAAGCGAACCACUACCUUCUUCGACUUUUGUAAAGCAGAAAAGGGCAUUUUGCUCUGCACUGAUGUUGCGGCCCGUGGACUUGAUAUUCCUGCUGUGGAUUGGAUUGUGCAGUAUGAUCCUCCUGAUGAACCCAAGGAAUAUAUUCACAGGGUUGGUCGAACUGCCCGUGGAGAAGGUGCAAAAGGAAAUGCGCUUCUUUUCCUGAUCCCAGAGGAACUGCAGUUUCUACGCUAUUUAAAGGCUGCCAAAGUUCCAGUUAAGGAAUACGAGUUUGAUGAGAAAAAGCUGGCGAAUGUGCAGUCUCAUCUGGAAAAAUUGGUGGCAAGCAACUAUUAUCUAAACAAGUCGGCUAAGGAUGCGUAUCGAUCCUACAUUUUAGCAUACAAUUCACACUCUAUGAAAGAUAUCUUCAACGUGCACCGCCUUGAUCUGCAGGCUGUUGCUGGAUCCUUCUGUUUUUCAUGCCCUCCAAAGGUUAAUCUGAACAUAGACAGUAAUGCAUCCAAAUUUCGAAAGAAAAUGCGUAAAGUUGAAGGUGGAGCACGGAACAAUUUCAGUGAAAGCAAUCCUUACGGGAGGCAGAGAAGUGAAGACGAUAAUCGGCAAUUUGUAAGGUAUUAGCUAAGGUAUGAUUGGAAGGCGCCAUAUAUAGGUUAGUAGCAGAAGCUGUGUUAAUGAAAAUCCAAUUCAUGGGCCUGCAACAAUUUUGAAUCUGUACCAUUUUAGUUGUUGAAAUAUAGUGUUGACCAGCUCAGAAUUAAGAUAUACGCUUUAUUGGGUUUCCGAGAGUCUUUGUAAGUUGAACAUGAAUGUUAAAGAUUCUUGGUUUUAAAAUGAAUCUUUGUUUACUUGAA